Molecule: messenger RNA, 1822 nt
Organism: Ficedula albicollis (Collared flycatcher)
Lineage: Eukaryota; Metazoa; Chordata; Aves; Passeriformes; Muscicapidae
Gene: HSDL1
Product: hydroxysteroid dehydrogenase like 1
Exons: 5
Coding region: 80-1075 (331 amino acids)
Molecular function (GO): oxidoreductase activity
Source: RefSeq, a predicted model, not a curated record
CUCCCCGCUGCGGCCACCGCCCGGAUCUCCAGCGAGCGCCGCCUGCAUUCUAAACCCCCCGAGCCGGCUUGUGAUCACCAUGGCUGCAGUGGAUCGAUUCUCCCUCUUGUACAGAGAAAUCAGUCGCUCCUGCAGUUUCUAUAUAGAAGCCCUGGCUAUUGUUGGAGCUUGGUACACAGUCAGAAAGUGUGUGUCUCUGGCAUUGGACACUUACAGCGCGCUCAGGCUGCACGUUAUUCCAAGGCUGAGUGGGGAGAUUGAUCUCGUCAGGAAAUACGGGAAAUGGGCCGUGGUCACGGGUAGCACAGAUGGUAUUGGGAAGGCUUAUGCUGAACAACUGGCAAAGCAUGGUGUCAACAUCAUCUUAGUCAGCCGAAACAAAGAGAAGCUGGAGGCUGUAUCCAGGAGCAUAUCUGAAACCUAUAAAGUGGAAACAGAUUUCAUAGUAGCUGAUUUCAGCAAGGGGCGUGAGCUUUACCCAGCCAUUAAGGAGGCUCUGAAAGACAGAGAAAUUGGGAUUUUGGUGAAUAAUGUAGGAAUAUUUUAUGCCCACACAGACUAUUUUACUAAUGUGUCUGAGGAUACGCUAUGGGACUUGAUCCAUGUAAAUAUUGCUUCUGCUACCAUGAUGACACAUAUUGUGCUGCCAAGCAUGGUAAAGAAGAGGAAAGGGGCAAUUGUGAAUCUUUCUUCAGGAGUCUGUUGUCAGCCUACCCCAAUGUUGACAGUCUAUGGAGCCUCUAAAAGCUACUUGGAUUAUUUCAGUAGAUCACUGCAUUAUGAGUAUGCCUCUAAAGGAAUUUUUAUUCAGAGUCUAAUGCCAUUUGUAACUUGUACAAAUAUGGUAGCAUUCAGCAGCACUAUGUCAAAGAGGUCUAUCCUUUUUCCUACUGCUGAAGAAUAUGCAAGUCAUGCUGUUUCUACUCUUGGGUUAUCCAUAAGGACCACUGGCUACUGGAAGCAUGCAAUACAGUGGACGCUGGGCGAGUGCCUGCCGGAAUGGAUGUGGGCGUGGUUUGCACUGUACUUGAGCAGAAUUCUACGCAAGGAAGCUUUGGCAGCCAAAGCAAAAUAGGAGCAGCUCGAUGUCCCAUGAUACAAUUCUGAUCUCAGUGUUGCAAAAAUAUUUAAUGAACCUUGGAGCACUUACUGUAACUUGUCCAUACCUUGAUAAGGAAGCUGCAUAACCUAGACAACAGAAGUCUGGAUCCUCUCUGUAUCCUUGUAUUAAAUAGCUCCUCUGCUGCUUUCCUGCAUGACAGACUGCUGAUGUUUUUGAUGUUAAUCUCUGUUCACUUUCUCAUUGAGAUAAUUGGGCAGGAGCAGGUACAAUGUUGUUUCUAAUAAUAAGUGACAGUGCCUUACAUAGUGCUAUGUCCAUUUGUAAAGUUGAGAGAAUUUGAGACUCCUCCAACUCCAUCCGAAGCGGGACCCCAGAAAAAUCAAGCUAUUGAAAACGACAGCGAUGAAGUUGUGGAGAAGAUGGAGCAGCUGGGGGGUAUCAGGGCCAGGGACCCCUGACAGCUCUCUCCACAGCCUCCGCUGGCCCUCAAAGCCGUUUGCUUCAGUUGGUGCAGGAUAAAACUUGUGUUGCCAACAAUGCCUUCCGCUCGCUGGCAAAGGGGCUUUAAAUCCAUACAUUUAUUUUGGGCAAGGGAUUAAACGCAGCUCGCUCCCGGCCCGUCCCUGCCGGCGCUCUCCCUGUGGGUCACGGGAUCCUCUCGCGGCUCUCCCCGGGCCCGGCCCCCCGCGCAUGCGCAGCGCGGGGUUCUCGCGAGAGCGCGGCGGUAAACAGCGCACAAGAUGGCGGCGGGCCGGGCGG